AUGGCGCGACGAAAUGAAUUGCUGGAGAACGUGGAAACCGUUGCUGUCGGCGGCGUGGUCACACAGGGGGUCCUGCUGCUGUGGGAGCAGUACUCUGAGUCAGAGAGCGAACACCACAGUUAUCACGCCCAACGAAGCCUAGCAGGUCUCCUCCUCCUGGCUCUGAGAGUGGCGCUGUCCCUCCUGCUGGCCUCCGUCCUCUACCAGAUCGUCUCCACAGAGAGGAGCACCCUGAAGAGAGACUUCUACCUCUGCUUUGCUAAGGGCUGCUUCCUGUGGUUCCUUUGUCACCCCGUCCUCGUCCUCAUGUCUGUGGUCUUCAACGACCACCAGAGGGAAAAGGUCAUCACCAUCGGCGUGAUCCUCUGUCAGUCCAUCUCCAUGGUGAUCCUCUACCAGCUCUUCCUGUCCCGCUCGCUCUACUGGGAGGUGUCCUCCCUCUCCUCCGUGUCUUUGCCGCUCACCAUGUCCAGAACGAACCACAGGGGGCGCCUAUGA
Molecule: messenger RNA, 498 nt
Organism: Xiphophorus hellerii (green swordtail)
Lineage: Eukaryota; Metazoa; Chordata; Actinopteri; Cyprinodontiformes; Poeciliidae
Product: integral membrane protein GPR180-like
Exons: 5
Coding region: 1-498 (165 amino acids)
Biological process (GO): G protein-coupled receptor signaling pathway; response to pheromone
Source: RefSeq, a predicted model, not a curated record